AUGCCAAGAAAAGAUACCCACUUUUGUACGAAAUGGUAUGCUCAACUCGAUAGUACGAAAAAGCCCUGUUCACGUUGGUUGAAACCAGGUAAAACGACGAGUACAUUCCUAUGUACUGUGUGUAACGAAGAAAAAAGUUGCAAAAAUGGUGGUUGGUCGGAUGUUUACAAACAUUCUCAACGACUGAAGCACCUUCAGUGCUUGAAAGAUGUUACUCAGUCCGGACAGAUAUGUAUCACAUCAACAUCAUCGUCAUCAUCCAUGCAAAUCAACACAACUCAUGAACAUAUUCUAACAUUUGAUGAAAAAGUUCUACGUGCUGAAACGUAUUGGGCAUUGGCCACCGCUAAACACGGUCUUAGUUAUAACUUUUCACAACAUGUACAAGAAUUAUUCUCGCAAAUGUUCUCCGAUAGCAAUAUUGCCAAAACCUUCUCACUCAAACCGAGAAAAUUAUCUUAUAUCCUAUCGCAUGGCACCGGUCAUUACUUUACCAAGACGAUGUUACAAGAUUUAAUGAAAGCACCAGCGUUUACGUUGAUCUUCGAUGAGACUGUUACUGUCGGAGUGCGAAAGCAAUUGGAUUUACAUUUUCGAUAUUGGUGUGAAAGAAAGCAGGAAAUUGCAGUGAGAUAUUAUAAGAGUAUUUUCCUUGGACACGCAACAGCUGAGAUUAUUUUUCGUAAAAUAAUCGACUCGUUACGAGCGGACGGAGUUGACUUGACGAAAAUGUUGAUGCUUGGCCGAGACAAUCCGAAUGUAAAUAAAACAAUUGAAAAAUUGAUGGAUCAACAGAUUCGCAUCGAACGAGACAAACAAUCACCAUCAACAAUCAAAUCAACUAUUGGAUUGAUUGAUAUUGGUUCAUGUCCGUUACAUUUAAUACAUAAUUCAUUUAAAAUAGGCAUUGGCCAGACAAAUUGGCCGAUUGAAGAAUUUCUCAACAAUCUCGUGUUUUGGUUCAAUCGUUCACCGUCGCGCCGUGAAGAUUAUCGCAAUGUGGCCAAGCAUCUGUCCAGCAGACCCGGAAGAUUCAUUCGCCGAUUUACUUUAACACGCUGGUUAGAUAUUGGGCCAAUCCUCGAGCGUGUUAUCGACCAAUGGGCAAACAUAAUCAUGUAUUUCUCGGAAUUUAUUCCAAAUAACGAUAAAAUUUCUAUGAAAAAUCAACGGUAUCCACAAAUAACAGCAGCUAUUCAAUCGAAAUCUCUAUUAAUACGUUUACACUUUCUUGUUUUUCUUCAUAACCAUAUAUAUCAGCAAAUUCUCAUUUGGCUUCAACAAACUCAACCAUUAAUACAUUUGUUAUACGACGAAUGCGAACAACUAAUUCGACGCUUAUUCUCUUGUUUUAUCAGAGAAGAUCUCAUCAAGCACAAGUCCAUCGAUGCAUUCAUGAAUGUUUCCUAUUACAGUCAAGAAAAUCAAAAAUGUGAUGCAACAAUUAAUAUCGGUGAGACAACCCGUCGAUAUUUACAUGAACUAUCUGUUGAAGAAAGGCAAGAAUUUUUUCACACAAUUCGAACGAUUUAUUCUUCGAUCACUGAAGAACUUCUGCAAACCUUACCUUUAACCAACGAUCUACUCCGACAUUUACAAUGUCUACAUCCUUCCAUGCGCGAUUCGGAGACAGCAUACCUGAGCAUUAUGAACAUUGCACGAAGUUUACCUUGCAUCAUUCAUCCGGCUGAUAUCGAUCGAAUCCAGGCCGAGUGGUGUUUAUAUCAAAAUGAAAACAUACCAAAGGAUUGGUAUGAAAAGACCCAUGGUUGUCAUUCGAUUGAUCAUUAUUGGAGAAAGAUAUUUUCAUUGAAAACCAAUGCCGGCGCAGAGAAAUAUGUCGGCCUGAUGAAGUUAGUUAAAUGUGUGUUGGCAUUAUCACAUGGAAAUGCUGAUGUGGAGAGAGGCUUUAGUGAAAAUGGUUUUCUUCUCUCAGAUGAUCGUUCAUUACUCAGCGAUGAAUCAAUCAAUGGCCUACGCGCGACCAGAGAUGGAGUGAAAUAUUUUGGUAAUGGAAAACCUCAUGAUGUACCAAUUACAAAGAAUCUUCUCGAUUGUGUUCGUAACGCACAUUCACGUUACUGUGAUGAUUUAGAAAAGAAAAAAACGAAGCAGACAAUCACAAAGACAGCUGAAUAUGAACAAGCAAAACAAGAUCCCGACAAGGAGAAGGAAUAUUGCUUGUACGAUGAACAAAACACUCUGCACAAAGAUUUAGCUAGUAUACAGAAGAUCAUUGACGAAGGCACGGAACGAUUAGGAAAAGCCAUCUUGACAAGAGAUUUUAGUGCAAUCGGAACAGCUCAAUUACUUAUCGAAGGUGGAAAUAAAAAAUUAGCAAUGACAAACACACAAAUUACUGCUACUGAUAAUCAUUUGAAACAAUUAAGAAAAAAACAUCGAAAAUAA
Messenger RNA from Adineta ricciae, 2409 nucleotides. NCBI's taxonomy places the organism in Eukaryota, Metazoa, Rotifera, Eurotatoria, Adinetida, Adinetidae. The record is from the annotation of a GenBank genome assembly.